Molecule: messenger RNA, 1041 nt
Organism: Malassezia restricta
Lineage: Eukaryota; Fungi; Basidiomycota; Malasseziomycetes; Malasseziales; Malasseziaceae
Product: 2-acylglycerol O-acyltransferase 2
Exons: 1
Coding region: 1-1041 (346 amino acids)
Biological process (GO): triglyceride biosynthetic process
Cellular component (GO): endoplasmic reticulum membrane
Molecular function (GO): diacylglycerol O-acyltransferase activity
Source: RefSeq, a predicted model, not a curated record
AUGGCAACCAUGGAAAAGAUGUCUUCCGAGGAGUUCAGUGCCCAGGUUGACAAGCUUACUCACUUUCAUGAACAAAAGCCCAUUAGGGAUAUAAGAGUGGUGGGAGUGAUGCAAUGGGGCUUGAUGCCAUUCAUCGCUUUCUUCCUCACGUUCUGGAUUCUUUCGUAUCCUAUCCUAUGGCCCGUGUCUAUUCUUUAUCUGAUCUACAUGUUCGCUGAUCCAUCGCCUGAGCGCGCGGGUAAGCAGCCCAGCUGGACGCGGAAAAGCACCUUGUUUCGCUGGUUUGCCGACUACUUUCCGUUCAAGGUGCAUAAAACGGCCGACCUGGAUCCGAGUGGAAACUACCUCUUUGGCUACCACCCACAUGGUAUUUUUGGCUUCGGCACAGUGUGUGCCUUCAGCACAAGAGCGGCUGGCUUCGAUGAAAAGUUUCCAGGCUUGAAGCCUCAUGUCCUGACCUUGCACCAAAACUUUUUACUUCCAUUUUACCGCGAGUAUCUCAUGCUGUUUGGUCUGCGUUCCGUAUCGCGUAAAAGUUGCGACACUAUUCUUCAGUCGGGGCCUGGCGAAUCGAUCGUGAUCGUGGUGGGUGGUGCACAGGAAAGCCUCGCGGCGCACUCUGGGUACAUGGACUUGACACUGAAGCGUCGUAAGGGCUUUGUUAAGGUGGCUUUGUCUACCGGUGCCAGCCUUGUGCCCGUGAUUUCGUUUGGCGAGAAUGAGCUGUUUUACCAGCUCAAAAACGACCGUCAGUCAACGCUGUACAAGGUGCAGCAGAAGCUGAAGUCCCUAUUUGGUUUCACGGUGCCCAUUUUGAUUGGGCGCGGCUUUUCUCACUUCUACUAUGGCUGGGUACCGUAUUGCCGUCCUGUCAACGUUGUGAUUGGUGCACCGAUUCCCGUCCAGAAAACCCCUAACGCUACGCCCGAGCAGGUGGAUGCGCUGCACGAGCAAUAUGUCCAGGCUCUCGUCAAGCUUUGGGACGAGCACAAGGACACGUACGCGCCACACCGGAUCGCUGACAUACGUCUCGUAGAUUAG